Molecule: messenger RNA, 13509 nt
Organism: Meriones unguiculatus (Mongolian gerbil)
Lineage: Eukaryota; Metazoa; Chordata; Mammalia; Rodentia; Muridae
Gene: Znf853
Product: zinc finger protein 853
Exons: 3
Coding region: 3096-5306 (736 amino acids)
Biological process (GO): regulation of transcription by RNA polymerase II
Molecular function (GO): DNA-binding transcription factor activity; RNA polymerase II cis-regulatory region sequence-specific DNA binding
Source: RefSeq, a predicted model, not a curated record
GUUCUAUCAACAAGCAAGCAGGGGAAACCACUGGGGCCGCCGGGGCUCAGAAGCUGGAAGAGGGGCCCUGAGGAGCGCGGAAGCUGAAGGAGGGAAGGCCUCAGGCUACUGGAGAGAGCAAGGACCCGAAGAGACUCCAGCGGGGCCCUCAGUCGCUGAGGGCGGCCCUGAGGGAGCUGGCGCAAAGCCUACCUGUCUACCCUAGUCAACUUGAGAGUCUGGGCUGGCCAUUCCGGACCUGCUGGGGUCAGGAGGGGGCUUCCCUAUUAACUGAUUAAGUGCUGAUUGGCCCCAAUUUGUACCCCUGCCAGGGGAGGGGAGCCCUGAAGCCACGCCUGUGCUUAAGAGGAUAGUGAGGGUUUUGGCUGGGAACCCCCUUCCUCUGCCAUCCAAGCAGCCCCAGUGCCAGUCGCCAACCGUGGCGCACGGACACGCGCGCCACACCAGGAGAUGCGUUGCGGCGUGCGCUGCGCCCAGCACCGGCGGGCCCGGGGACGCACGCGGGGCCGAGUAUCCUGUCCCCAUCCCCCCCACCUCUUCCCGGGGGGUGGGGGUGGCCCUGGGCGACCCCGGCAGCUCUGACAGCGGAGACCCCGUGGGGUGCCCAUACAGGGUUGUCCGCGGGGGUGGUCAGAGCCUCCGUUCUAGAUGGAGGCGCUCCGGGAGGAGCUGGCUGAACGGCGGCGGCCUUCACCUUGUGGCCGCGGGUGACCACACCUCCCCUAGCGCAGAGGCUGCUGCCGGCGGGAAAUGCUGCUCCAGCCUGCUCCCGGAGACCCUGGUGUGCACACCAGGAUGGAGCUGGGCCGAGCAACAGAGACCUUUGUGUUGGAGCUGCGAUGUCUUGAGGAUGGGGGCCCAGGGCCAGACACCCUCUCAGGUGAGGGUUGUGGGUGUGGAGACAGUGGGGGCCCCAGCAAGCGUUCUUCAGUUGAGUUGCAAGCCCGCACAGUCCAGACCCCAACAGAAGGACUCUGGUGUGGCCAGUGGUGGACUCACUCAUGCUGCUGACCUUAGCUACCUUGAAACUUGAUUUAGGACCUGUUGAGGUGGCUGUCAGGCCAAGGUCUUGCAGGAGAGGGACACCUUGACAGAUUCGGUAGCCCUACCCCCACGCCUGGGCUGGCUCUAACCUUCAUUUCCCAGGAGGCUUCUACCAUCUCCCACGUGGGGCUAGAGGAUCCUUCUUUGUCUCUGAUGCCUCAGGCACUGGCUGCAUGGCUUCUUUUCCAUAGUUACCUGGUUCUCAUUUCCUUAACAUCCGUCCCUGUCUCUUUCCCUCCACCCACCACACAGAGGCCCCCACAGAGAGGAACUUUCCAGUUCUCUCCCUGAGACUCAUACAGGGGUAGCAUGAGUCAGGGCGGAGAAGAGCCAGUUUUCACAUUCUGGGCUUUAACAGUGACGGUAUGGGGAUAGGCUUGAACAGUUAAAGGAGAAUGAGGAAGAGCUGGGCCUGGGGUCACAUGACUGGAAUCCCAGGCAAGAGGGUCACGGUUUGACAGUUGACCUAUGUAGUGAGUUCUAGGCUAGGACUAUAUACAAUGAGACACUAUUGCAGAGAGAGAGAGAGAGAGGGGGGGGAUAUACGUGUCUAUAUAUCACGGAAACUGGAAGAAUAAAAUUAUAAGAUGGGGACCUGUGAAUUGAACAAAGACUCUUUCCGCUUGUAAAUUCAACUCUAGCAGGCACACACUACUUCAGGUGACAUCUAACCACAUGCUCAAUAAAAUGCUUCUGUGGAAAGUGCUGCCCCAGGAAGUCAGAGUGACCACGGGACCAAGCUAGAGAGGCGGAGACUCACAAAGAGGUGAGGUCUGUCCCUGCAGAGAAGCAGAGGAGAGGACAGUGCUUGGUGGUGCUUGGUGGUGAGCCUGCCGUGGGGAGACGGUCCCACAGCCGUAUUCAUCCGCCACCCAGCACCCCAGCUGCCCUGGAGGACGUGCUCCGGGGGGCUCGGGAGGUGGCUCUGCGGGGCAGGCGCUUGCCCCACAGGCCUGAGGAUGGGAUCUGGAACCCCAGUGCUUCUAUGGGCGGCACAGGCAGGGAGUCCUCGGAAGCCCCAGGGCCAGCUCGCCUGGCUGUCCUGUGCAGUGACAGACAAGAGACCCUGCCUCAAAGUGGAAGGUCAGGUCUAAAGCCCAAGGCUGUCCCUGACCUCUACAGGUGUGCUGUGGCACAUAUGCUCCCAUAAUCACAUACAUGAACACACAUGCACAUACACACAAGACACUCAGAUUUUUCUAAAACUGCAUCCAACAAAGGCGAUGAGAAAGGGUUUGUUCUUCUUAAAUAUAAUUACACGCAGCUGGUUUUGUUUUUUGCAUGUUGUAUGUGGAUGUGCAUGUGUGCAUUCAUGUACCUUGUCGGUGUUUGGGUGUUCACGUGUGUGUGUGUGUGUGUGCGCGUGUGUGUGUCCAGGUUGGUGUCAUGAAUCAUCCUUGGUCAUUCUUCCGCCUUCUUCAAUGGGACAGGGUCUCUGAAUUGAACCCAAAGCUCGCCUAUAUGGCGAGCCUUUCCGGCCGCCUUCCUCCAGGGACCCCCUCUCCUCUCCACCCUCUGGAGUUACAGGUAUGCUGAUGUGCCUGGCUGUUUAGUUAACUCUGGAACUGCAGACUCCUGCCUGCCCCCGGCUUCCUUUCUGCUUCAGUGCUUUCUAGAAACAGCUUGCUGUAUCCUUACAGAAAUGGCUCAUUCACAGACAAGGCAAAUUUCACUUAAAGGGUGAGCAUCCGCAGGCGGUAGUGGUACAUACCUUUAAUCCCAGCACUUGGUAAGCGGAAGCACUCAGAUUCUCUGUGAGUUCAAAGCCAGCCUGGUCUACAGAGCUAGUUCCAGGACAGCCAGAACUACCCAAAGAAACCCUGUCUUGAAAAACAAGAUAGAUGAUAGAUAGAUAGAUAGAUAGAUAGAUAGAUAGAUAGAUAGUUAAGAAAAGAGAAAAGAAAAGAAAAAAAAUGUGGCCAUAGUGAGGUCAAAGUUCAGCUUGGAAUAGCCGUUUUUUCCCUGCAUGGGGAGAAAGUGCUAGCGACCUCUCAGGAAUUGGUGUCAGAAGCCCCAAGCUCCUGUGUUGCAAUCAAAACCAAGAGCUACCCAUGGGGCUUGUGUGGAGGGGGCUCAGAGGGGGUCUGAAUGAGAUCGUCAGGGGACCCUGGGAAUGUCUGUUCUGUCACCGUAGCCCCCUGGUCCCACAUUUUGGGGUCCCUGCUCAGAGCCCCUUAGUGUAUCCAGAGUACAUUCUUUUUUUGGGGGGGAGGGGGUCUGGUCCAGAUAGCUGCCUGUCAUUUCUUCUCUCCUGGCUUCCUGCCAUCUCCGCUACAGGUGGCAGUGGUGGGAGUGAGAGCCGGGAGGAAGAGGAGGUUCAGGAGCGCAGCGGCCACCGGCAGCCCCUAGCACUUGCAGCCCCAUUCGGGGCUGGUAAUGGUGCUGAGGCGGAGCAGUUGGAACCACAGGACUUGCGGCUGCGAAAGUCAGAGCGACAGCUGCAGCUCAAGCAGCGGCAAGAGCAGCAGCCUCUGCAUCAACAGUCAGGAUCUCAGCCAGAGCCGCCCCAGCAGCAGCAAGAUGGAUGGCAGCGGCUGUCUCAGUGGCAACGAGAACUGCAGGGAAACCCCCAGUCCACGCAGCCUCAUAAACCCAAACCACAGCUGCCCAUGGGGCAGCAGCCGGGACCUGGACAGGAGCAACAAAGCCAAGGCCCACAGCUAUUGCAGUUGAUGAUGCAGCCCCAAGGCCAAGAGCAACAGCUGUUACAGCAGCAGCAACAAAUGCAACAUCAGCUACCGCAGCAGCAAGCGGAAGGACAGGCUUUGCUGCAGCAGCUGCCGUCACAGCAGCCAAUGCAAGAGCAACAGCAGUCGCAGCAGCAGCAUCUCCAGCUGCUACAGCAGCAUGUUCAAGCUCAAGACUAUGCACUGCAGCAGCAGCUACAGCAACUGCAGGAGCAGCAGCUGUGGCAGCAGCAGCAGCUGCUCCAACAACAGCAACUGUUGCAGCAGCAGGGACAGUUGCAGCAGCAGGUGUUGCUGCUGCAGCCACAGAUACAGCUGCUGCAGCAGCAACAGGCCCAGCUGCAGCAGCUGUUGGAGCAGCAACAGGCACAGUUACAGCAGCACCUAUUGCUGCAGCAGCAAGAACGGUUGCUGCAGCAGCAGUUUUUGCAGCAGCAGGAGGAACAGCUGCAGCUGCAGCAGCAGCUGCUGCAGCCUCCUCCCCUGGAGCCAGAGGAGGAGGAGGAGGAGGUGGAGCUGGAGCUCAUGCCGGUGGACGUGGGUUCUGAGCAGGAGCUGGAGCAACAGCGGCAGGAGCUGGAGAGGCAGCAGGAGCUGGAGAGGCUGCAGGAACAGCGGCAGCUGCAGCUAAAACUGCAGGAACAGCUGCAUCAGCUGGAGCAGCACCUGGAGCAGCAGCAGCGGCUGGAGGAGCUGCAGCGGCAGCAGCGGGAGCAACAGGAGGUGCAGCUGGAGCUGGCCCCGGUGGAGCUGGGCGCCCAGCACCAGGAGCUGCAGCUGGAGCUGGCCCCCGUGCAGCCGGAGUUGCAGCUGGAGCUGGCCCCCGUGCAGCCGGAGUUGCAGCUGGAGCUGGUGCCCGCUCCGGGAGGCGACGCAGCGCCGGCUCCGGCCACCGUCGUGGUGACCCCUCCGGGUUACGUGGUGCUGCAGGAGCUCACGGUGGUGCCCGCCGUGGCCACCUCCGCCGUGGUGGCCAUCCCGGGCCCCGCGGGGAGCGCGGCCCUGACGCCCGCCCGGCAGCGGAGGAAGCGGCGGGCGCGGGACAGGCCGACCAUCUGCGGGGAGUGCGGCAAGGGCUUCAGCCGCAGCACGGACCUGGUGCGCCACCAGGCCACGCACACCGGGGAGAGGCCGUUCCUCUGCAGCGAGUGCGGGAAGGGCUUCUCGCAGCACUCCAACCUCGUCACGCACCAGCGCAUCCACACGGGCGAGAAGCCCUACGCCUGCGCCCACUGCGCCAAGCGCUUCAGCGAGAGCUCGGCGCUCGUGCAGCACCAGCGCACGCACACCGGGGAGCGCCCCUACGCCUGCAGCGACUGCGGCAAGCGCUUCAGCGUCUCCUCCAACCUGCUGCGCCACCGCCGCACCCACUCGGGCGAGCGGCCCUACGUGUGCGAGGACUGCGGCGAGCGCUUCCGGCACAAGGUGCAGAUCCGCAGGCACGAGCGCCAGCUGCACGGGGCGGGGCGCGCCCGCGGCCUGGGCAUCCUGCGCGCCUCCAGGCCCGCUCCCAGGCCCGCGCCCUCGGGAGCUUCCGCGCGGGCCAAGCCCACCUCCGCCUCCGGCAGGCCCUGAGCCGCCGGAGCGCCCGCACGCUCCGUCACGGGCCUCGCUUCGGCCGGGGGUCAUGGCCUUCACCCGAGUUUGGAGCUUUCUGAGGAUCUUGAAGUCUCCUUGGGAAAGGAAGACUUCCGUGUUUCCCCAGACCCCCCCUCCUCCCGGCACCGAGUUCACAGAUUCACUCUCCCCCCCAGAAGCCAUGCACAAGAGACCAUCCCCACGUGCGUGAGAGACUGCCCAAUUUCGUCCCUCCCUGGGAAAACUGGACUGAGAACUCGCCUGGUGGCAAACGGCUCGGCUCGUGCGAGGUUUGAUCCAAGCAAACCCUAUCAAGCCGAGGAAUGAGCAGCGCAAGGGGAGCUGGGAAAUACUGGAUACUUAAGGAGGAACUGCACAGCCGGGAGGCGAGGAUGUAGCCGGCUCGCCCAGCAGAAAAGCCCGGGGUUUUAGCUCCAGCAGUACCUAAGCCGGCUGUGUUGGCACCUGUAAUCCCAACACUUGAGAGGCGGAGGCAGGAGGAUCAGAGGUUCAGGGUCAUCUUCGGCCACGUAGUGAGUUGAGAAAGAGAGAGAGAGAGAACUGGCCUUCACAAUACAGUGAACAUGGACAAGGGACGUAGACCUUGAGAGUAUUUGUCAGGAUGAAAGGCAGAAGGGUGGAGGCAGUUCUGCUGCAAACGCCUGUGUUCACAGACACGGUCACAGCGGCAAGCAGGUUAACAUGCAGAUAAAAGCCGGGAAGCCCUGCCCUGGGUAGGAGGUCAGGCCUUCUUAACCUGGGAUUCCAGACGACAGGCUCGAGGCAGGUUCUGGGCUUCUGUGGCAGUGCCCCCACCAACCCCCGAGCCAGCUGUCCCUCCUGACUGUCCCCUCAUAGAGGAGCUCAUGGCCGUGAUGCAGAGAUUGAUUUCUAGGAAGAGCCUGGAGAGAACUUCCGGGUAGCCCCCCCACUCCUAAACUGCCCAGAGGCUGCUCAGGUGGCCUGCGCUGUCUGACUCAGGAUGGCAGGCUCCAGGACCAGGCUAUGGGGAGGGCUGGCCAAAAGUGCCCUGCCUCCUAGAUGGGCAUGCGGGAAGAAGGUGGGGACAAGGCCUGGGAGUUAUCAGGCUGCAAACCACGUGUCCCCGUCUGAGUGAAGCAAGGUUGGGAAAGUGUGCAGGCGGGAGGGGGCCCUCCCUGGCCCCCAGCCGCUUCCUGCCCCACCUGACCUCGCUGCCCAAGGUGGCUGCUUGGUCCCUGCGCUUCCUCUGCUCUCCCUGCAUCUCCUGCCAAGUUUUACACAUGUUGGCAAGUGAGAAACAGACCGUGGAAAUUAAAGCGAAGAAUCCUGCGUGUCCUGUCUGUGGCUGGAACCUGGCAUUUCAUGUCUUGCCCAGAACCUCUCUCCUGUGUUUGAAACAGUCUGGCAUAGGCCCAGGCUGGUCUCACAUUCGCUCUGGAACGGGAUCAACUGAACCUAGCUUCUGAUUCUCCUCCCGAGUGCUGGGCUUACACCUGUGCACCACUGUGCUUAGUACACGCAGGGCUGGGGAUCGAACACGGGGCGUGUGCAUGCCAGGCAAGCACUGCACCAACUGAGCUGCAUCCACAGCCCCAAUUAUGGAGUCUCCUUUUAUGAGAUUUUUAAAAAUGUGGCUCAAGUCAUCCUUGACCUUGGAGUAAUUCUGCCCCAGCCUCUUGAGCACUAAGAUUACAGGCAUGAGCCACCACACACCCGUGCGUGCGCGAGUGUCGGUGGAAGGAUGUGUACGCCACACCGCACAGGGGAUGGUUUUAUGGAGGUAAUUUUGGAUGCAGGAAGCCAGGCUUGUGUGCCAAGAGGCUCCACCUGUUGCGCCAUCUCGCCAGCCCCACCCAAACACCUUAUUUUUUGAGACAGGGUCUCUCGCUGAAUGAACUUCGAGUAGGUCCAUUGGCUAGACUGGCUGGCGAGUGAGCUCAAGGGGUCAUUGUCUCUGCACCAUCCCCCUCCCCCCCGUUGGGACAUUAGAGAUGUGCUCUACCACACCUUCCUUCUGUGUGGGUGCUGGGCCUCUAAACUGGGGUCCUCGAGUUUGCACAAGCCCUUUGCGGACUGAGCCGUUGCCCUAGCUCAGAAGAAACCUUUCUAAGGGUGAAAAUGGGUGGGUCUGGGCCAGUGGCUUUCCACCUUCCUCAUGCCUUGACCUUCUCAAUACGGUUCCUCCAGGCGUGGUGACCCCCAACCAUAACAUUAUUUCUGUCUCUACGUCACAGCUGUGAUUUUGCCACGGUUAUGGACUGUAAUGUGAAUAUCUGAUAUGCGGGAUGUCUACUAUGCAACCCGUGUGACGAGGCUGUUUGACCCCUAGAGGGGUCACGCACGACCCAAAGGCUGAGCAGCCCCGAUCUAAGCCAACACUGUGAACACGCUGCCUCUGAGCCCAGUUUAAGAUCGGCUCUUAUUAUUUGUAGUUCCGUGUAGGCUUGUGUGCGUCUGCGGAUGGGCGUGUACACACGGAAGCAAGUGUUUUCCGAAGACGCCGGAAGUGCGGGAUCCCCCGGAGCCGUGGUUACAGAGGGUUGAGAGCGGCCUGACGUGGGUGCUGGAAGCCGAACUCCAGUCCUCUGAAGAGCAGCACUAGGCCAGCCCUCCAGCCCCCUCUGGAUAAAUCUGGAAAGGGGGUCCCUCUCAGUGGCACACCCCCGUUGCAGGAUUCGGGGCUUGUGGGGAGAGGUGAGCAGGACUUCGGCCCCUGCAGCUCCUGGCAGCUCCCGGCAGCUCCCUGCACGCACAGGGUCCUGCCUAAGCCCUCCACCUGCAGUCUUGGUUGGUUAGUUGGUUAGUGUAUGCCAUGGCCCACUUUCGGAGGGAAGAAGGCAGCUUUCAGGACUGGGCUCUCUCCUUCCACAAACCAAGUGGAUCCCAGAGGUCCCAUUCAGGUCAUCGGGCUUUAACCAUUGAGCCAUCCUGCCAGCCCCUACUUUUGGCUUUAGCCAGCAGUUUUAGAAUUGAGUGAUUCUUUAACUUGAGUGAACCGAGGUUAACCCUGUUCAUGUGCUCUUAUGCAUCAUAUAAAUACACACACACAUACACAUAUUAGAAAUUUUGCCAGGUAUGGUGGCGCUCACUUGUAAACCCCAGCAGGGAAGCAGAUGCAGGAGAACAGUGAGUUCAAGUCCCGCCUGGGCUACAUAGGAAGAUCUUGUUUUACAAAAAAAAAAAAAAAAAGGGAGGAGCGAGCCAGACAUGGUAGUUCAUGCCUGUAUGCCCAGGACUUGGGAUGCUGAAGAAGAAGGAUCCAGAGUUGGAGGCUAGCCUGGACUACAUAGUGAUACUUUAUAUAAAAAAGAAAAAGACAAUUGAAAUAUUGUAACUAGAGAAUAGAUGUCACCUGAGGGAAGCAGAGGCAGCAGUAAAAAUAAAUACAAUGCUGUUUCCCAGGGGCUGCUACAUCACAGCAAGAUUCAGAGGCUUGCAGAAAGUGGCAGGACCUCCUUGCUCUUUGUUUUGUUUAAAAGACAUCCAGUGAUGAGAAAACUGUCACACUCACACACGCACGGGCACACUUUCUAGGUGCAGUAUUUUGGGAAGGGAUGGAAUUUAAAGCUUUGUUGAUUCUCAACAAGCAUCUACGUCUAAGCCAUGCUACCAGCCUCCACUGAGAGAUUAUAAGCAGAGGCUCCACCACUGAGCCACACCCCAGCCCCUCACUGGGGGAUUCUAGGCAGGGGCUCUACCACUGAGCCACGCCUCAGCCCCUCACUGGGGGAUUCUAGGCAAAUGCUCUACCACUGAGCCACACCCCAGCCCCUCACUGGGGGAUUCUAGGCAGGGGCUCUACCACUGAGCCACACCCCAGCCCCUCACUGGAGAUUCUAGGCAGGGGCUCCACCACUGAGCCACGCCUCAGCCCCUCACUGGGGGAUUCUAGGCAAAUGCUCUACCACUGAGCCACAUUCCAGCCCCUCACUGGGGAAUUCUAGGCAGGAGCUCUACCACUGAGCCACACCCCAGCCCCUCACCAGGCAAUUCCAGGCAGGGGCCUCUACCGAGUCAUGUGACUUCUGGGUGGUAAGCACCCCUACCCCCACUGAUCCAGGCACCCCACCCUCUUCUUUCUUAUUGUGAAACAUCAUUUCCCAGAAUGGCCUGAGGCCUUCUGUGUAGCCCAGGCAAAUCCAGGAUUCCUGAUCCUCCCGCCUCAGCCUCUUGAGUGCUAGAAUCACAAGCACGUAAAAUCACGCCCAGCCUCCAGUAACAACUACUGACCCCUUGCUUCUAACGGCCGGUAGACUCCUGCUUGCGGCUGGAAGUUAGCAGAGUAGAGCUCAGGCUGUCCAUGUGUUAAACUGGAGGCCCAGCCCCUACACGUCGCCUCAGGGUGCUUCUGCUCUGAGGACAGUGACCCCCUUGCUCUGCCUGUACUGUGGCUCAGUUGGCUGUUCUGCUACUGCUGACGUCAGUCUUGACAGGCUGUCACAAACUCACCAGAAGGGAAUACUUUUAUUUUUUUACUUAUUUUAAUUUGUGAAUACGUGUGUGCUGGAUCUGUAUGGCGACACCCCUCAUGUGUGUGCAGGGGCCCGCAGAUGCGGGAAGAGGCCGUCAGAUUCCCUGGAAUGGGUAUGGCAGUUGGCUGCCAGCGGCCUAAUGCGGCUGCUGGGCUGCACACUUAAGCGCAGCAAGUACUCCCAUCUGUGCCAUCGCUCUCGCCCACAGGAAGGAGCUGCUUUAAAGCACUUUCUUCAAAACAAUAUAGAUGGAAUCUAACAGACUUCGAAAAGAAGAAUAUACAUUUUUUUUUUUUUUUUUUUUUUGGCACUAAAGCAAUUCCUGGGUCUCUUAUCUCUAAACAGUAUGUGCAAGGCAAGGGACACAGAAGUGCCCAAGUACACUCAGGUAACAGCUGGCUGGCUGCACAGCCCCCAUCCAAGCUCUCUGACACCUGAGGCAGGAGGAUGGCAAGUUCAAGGCCAGCCUGGGCUGUAGAGAGACAUCUUACCAUCCCCAUGGCCUGCUUAAUUCCUGCUCUGCCCUUCACAGUGGCCUCUGUCAGUGACAGGACCGUCUGCCAACCCAGCAAUUUUCAGAAAGCUUGUUCUUUGUGCCAGCUCUCGUGCCACUCACCAAAGGGGAGACAGGGGACACAGCCAGCAUAGGAAAGGGCUGGUCAUUUCUGUAUAUUUGAGAUUUCUGUGAGUGUGUGUGUGUGUGUGUGUGUGUGUCAGGGGGACACUUGGUCACAUACAGUAGUUUAGGGCUGAUUCUGACUCUGCUGGAGACUGCCAACCGCAGCCAUGACCUACCCAUCCUUCAGAAAACACGGACACCCCCUGGCUGAGUAGCACUGUGUGACAAAUUUAUCCUGGGGAGACACAACAAACCCUAGACAGGGACCCCACGACAGAUCCAAGGGCAGAUUCCAGCGGAGUCCAACCUGGUGAGCCAGUGAGUUUUACUGGGGCUCCUUACGGGAAUACAGAUGGGGAGGGGGUUACAGGAGCAGAAAUGACUCAAAGACAGCUGCGUCACCAAAGCCCACCCUGGCAUGGUGACAGCUCACUGAGCCGGGACCUGGAACACACUGCACAGCCUGCGGGCAGCUCAGCAAGCUGGAGGGCGUCCUUUCCAAGGGACUCUGGUCUAAACCUCCUCCAGGCAUCUUCCAAGCAGCUGAUCUGCUCUCAGAAUCUUCUUUUGCAGCUCAGCUUGUCUGAGUCUUCUUCGCUGGUCUGUUCUGCUAGACACAGAGGGAACUUUCCACUUUUAUGGCUUAUUCUGGCAGGAAGGGUUGUCUAUUGAAUCUAGUUAGUUUCAGGGACUUCCUGAAGCUAUUUUGAGGUGUUUACCUUCCUGCUUAAGUCGCUCGCUGCAGGUUAGAAUGUUUUGAUCUUGGAGGAAACUGUCACACAGGACUUUCUCAGGCUUCUGAAAUGAUCUCUGAGCCUCGGAGGGGGUAACUAUAGCGAUCCACCUAUAACUAAGGAGUAGGCCGCCACGCCACAGUGACAGUCACUUGUUCUCAGGAGCUUCACCAGUGGUUGAGUUGAGGUUGGCAAUGACAGUGAUCCACAGGCUAAAUUCACAUGUUGAGAAGGCGGUUUGACAGGCACAUCACAUCCAUCUAGAAAAAGCACAGAAGUUGCUUCCCCAAUGGGACCAGUGACCCCCCCCCCCCAGGUUUUUGUCUUGGUCACAGUACUAGAUGUGAACUCCCUCGUGUGGAGUGGGCCUUAAACCCGCCAUAGUCCAGCCAACAGUGCCCGAGCAGGCACAUCCUCCCUGGCAUGAUGCUGUUAGCACUCGGGGGCCGUAGCCAAGUAGGAAUGUUGGUGACGGCUCUCUCCCCUCUGGCAUGUGAAAAGCAACCAGCAGGACGGGAGUUUCCAGUCCAGUCCCAGCUUAGUUUCUCCAUGUCCCGCAGUCACAGCAUGCACAUGCGCUGUCUUUGGGAAUGGGAUUUUACGGUCUAGUCCUGGCACACCGCCCACAGCAGAAGCAAUGGCCUUUACAGCAGCUCAAGGGGUGGUAGCCCACGCCUGGCGCUGAACCUUUCAGUGAAGCCAGCCCUGGUAGGGCCUCAAGGUGGGUGGAAGUACCACCACACCUGGUUGCCUCUCCAGUCUUUCCAAAUUGGCAGGGCACGCAGAGGGUUGGCAUUACGUCAUCAACAAAACAGCCCUCUUCCGGGACAAGGCAGGAUCCCAAACCGCUAGCCACUAACAGAGGCAAGGAAGUGCUCUGAGAGUGUCUUAUCAGAAGUCUGUUGUCAUCUGGGCUCAGGUUCAGCUGAGCCCAGAGGUUCACAGCUACGAAGGCGCUGAAAUCAGACACAAGCUGGGCCUGAUACAGCACGACUGCUCCAUCCCUUUGCAUCCGUUGCUUCCUCCACAGGUCAAGGCUGGGCACAAGGAAUGGAUAAAUGGAGCCAUUCUCCUAGUACAUUGCCAUGUGCCGGAGCUCUUCCCUGGAGCCUCCCGACAUUUCUCCAGCCCUGACAAACCUCAUGGGGCCUCCCUUAAUCUGCUCAGACCUCUUCAGGGCCAAAAGUGAAGGAAUGUGACCUUGCUGCACCUGCCGGCCCCCUGUGGGGGAGCGGCCCUGGGUUGCCUCUGGACUUCUGGCCUCAGGAUUUACCACACCUGACUGUUCUGGAGAGUUCCCAUCUAACCAUCUGGAUCCCAAGCAUAACCGUUUGCUGGAGGGAAAUAAACCCUCCGUCUGGGGGUGGUGACCCACUUCCGGAAGAGGCUUGGUCAUCUUCACUUUUAUUGUUCUGUCGUGAUGUCUUUCAUGGGCUGCUCCUCAGACUCGUUUGGACUUUAAAGCUUUGUCGAAGCCCCUCAGCACACAAUCUGGCAAAUCAGGUUUUUUCCUUAUGGACUCCAGCUGCACACAAAUCUUGCCACAUCUGUCUUUGAGGAACCCAGGCCUCUUCCUCCGCUUUAUCACUUUCCUAGCUGUCCCAGGCUGUGCCCUCACACCACAGGCUCUGUUCACAAGCUGGUCUAAGUCGCUCAGAUCUGCCAAAGUCUUCCCUGCUUUAUAAACAUCUGGCUUCACCAAUGGACCCAGCAAAGCCACUAACACUCCGUACCAGCCUUGUGGUCCAUACCAGCCUUGUGGCCCCUGCUAGAUCGGCUUUUUGCUUAACUCCUCUGUGAACACAGGUCUAUCUGGCCCUGUGAACUGGGGUUCAAACGCAGCUCCUCUUGCUCUUAUUCCUGGUUUCCUCAACAGCACUGGCCCCCUCCUUUAUGGUCCUCUAACCCCUGACAGUUACGGGACCUCUAACAGCGAUACCCAAGUGUUCCUAAUGGCUCUGAUUAGCCAGCCCAUCGGGCUGAUUUCUCCGACACCGUCUCGGGUCAUGCAGCCUUUAGCAGGGAUGGGAAGUUACACUGCCCAGUUUCCCUGCCUCCACAGCAGUCAGGCUGAUUCCGUCCACUCUCAAGUGCCACAGCCUCAUGAGCCAGGCUGCAACGGGCUCUUUCAUUGCUUGUUUAAAAGUCUCCCCCAAUUCCAGCAGCUCAGGCACCGAAUAUCCUGGGAUCACCAGUCUCUGGCCCUGGGCCAUCGCUAAUGCAUCUGUGUUAGAGUAUAGAUUUUCCCCUUUUUCUAUUAAAGCCCAGACCUGAGGGGUAUUUUCUGCUGCUUUUAUCAUGCUUUCUUCCUCCUCCCCUGGCUCCAAGUUCUUGGAUUCCAAGAAGGGAUUCUGAGCAUGGAUCUAACAUACACUCACUUUUUCUCCCACCCC